AAGUGCGUUUUUCCCAGAAAAUGGUACAAGGAAGAGCUUGAUUGGACUUGUCAUUAUUGUGAUGGUCUAUUAAGUUACUCAGUUCAGUGCGAACUACUUUCUUGUAUGAAUUUGAACGUGGUUUAAUUUAAAUCGAAUCAUUGCCGAUUUGUGCUCGGUUUUAUUCGACAUGGCGAGUGAACAAACGGCGGGCUUAUACCCUCUUCUUAGCUCUCAGAUUCAAGCGAAGUUUUUAGCGUUGCAGCAGACUCAGAAAAUUUAUGAUCAGAAGGAUUCAUGGCGAGUGGAAAUGGAACUCAUUAUCCAGGAACUUUACCCUACUUGUCGCCUUGUUUUGUGCGGUUCUUCAGCAAACGGGUUUGGAAGUAUUGACAGUGAUAUCGACAUGGAUUUGGUGCCAGGCACCGAGACUAGAUUUGUCAGAACUGGCGACAUGUUAAGGAGAAUCGAGUCGCUUUUCACUCGCAAACCUCGUCGUUUUGAAACAGAGGUUAUACCGAAUGCUAACGUUCCCAUAAUCACACUCAACGAUAAGGAGAAGUCUUUUCAAAGUGAUAUCACCGUACAAAACUGGAACAGUGCACGAAACGCCUUCCUUUUAAAGUGCUACUCCGAGUGCGACCCAAGAGUGAAACCACUGGUCAUUGUGAUCAAACUAUGGGCUCAAAAGGCUGCAAUCGUUGGUGCAAAGUUAAAGAGGCUUCCAGGGUUCGCUGUAGUUCUGAUGGUAAUCCACUUCCUCCAAGCCGGGUGUUCCCCACCGGUCGUUCCAGUCCUGCAGAAAGACUUCCCAGAACUCUUCCGCUCGUCGAAUACUGAAGUACUGGACCAGCUGACUGGAGAGAUUCCUAUUCAAGUUAAGGAAUAUAAGUCGGCUAACAAGCAAAGUCUUGGUGAGCUGUUGAUCGCGUUUUUUCGGUAUUAUUCUGAUUUUCAAUGGGCUGACAUCAUUUCUAUUCGUACGGGAACUACUUUGGACAAUAUGAUGUAUUCCAGGGUUUGGCGGGGACCGAAGAUCAGAAUCGAGGACCCCACUGAUACAGCCGGGAAUGUCACCAGAGCUGUGUUCGACGAAUACGAAGCUAGACGCAUUAAAAACGCCUUCAAGCUCGCGUCCAGGAAUUUAAAUGGAAAUGCUUCUUUAGAAAGUAUUCUUUGACAAAAUGACCUCAAGACAAUGAAUCUCGCACCACGGUAUAUAGACAUUACUGAAUUGGACAAUUUCUGUUGAUAUGUGAUUAAAUUAUUUUGGCCGCCUCCCCGGCUAGGAAGACUCAUUACAAGUGGGUUCAAAAUUGUUGACAUAUUAUCGAUCGCCACCCUAAAAAAUUCUGCCCGCCUCCCCCUCCCCGCACCCCAAUCAAUGUUGAAACACGCUUCGUAGGCGAGACCACGUGAUUGCAACAUUGGAAGUACGAGAUUGGGGCGAAGUAUGAGGAAAUAGAAAGUGAAAUAGGACAAAUUACACUUAAAGGGAGAGGAUUUUCUUCCGGCAAUGUCUCCAAUACUUUUUUCCAUGAUUAUAGAUAUUAAUAAACUGGCGCUUCUAUCGAAACGGAAAAGAGAAUUUGAAACAAUUCAAAAUUUGAACGAUCGUGAUCUUUAACAUGUAGGAUCAAAGAAAUUUCUAGACGUGAAACGAUAUAAAUUCAACCUUUUCAUGAAAAUCAGUAUAAAAUAGCCUUAAGAGAAUGACGUCCAAGGCUAGAACAUAUCCUUAUACAUAUACAGAGAAAAUCACCAGACUAUACUGACAUAGGUUUUACGGACCAAUCGAUUCAUUGAAGAAAUUAUCAACUCUACCAAGAAACGGCAAAAUAAUGAAUAAUAAAUUACAAUACUAGUAAAUUCUACAGUAGAAGGUAACGUGUCUCAGAUCUGGAAAAGCCUUCCAGGCUUGCUAUCAAGGGCUUUAAAUCACUCCUAGGAAGAAAACAAGGGAAUGCUUUACUGUGAAUUAAAAUGGAAGUAAAAAGGGAGUCUUUUUAAUCAAUACACAUCACGCUAACAGCAUGUAAUAUACACACCUUAAAAUCACCAUACCUGGUGUAGUAUAAAUAUAUUUUGUAAUUAUUUCGACGUUUCUAACAGGAGCCCUUCUUGAAAACCUCAGAAGGGAUUGUUCAGAGCUCUGCUCUACUCAGCAAUAUAACUCAUUGUACUGUAAGCGUUAUAUUAUUCUCAGGAGCUAAUAAACUAAGAUAAGGUAAUACUUAUCUGCAA
This is a messenger RNA of Orbicella faveolata, 2223 nucleotides long. Its product is annotated as poly(A) RNA polymerase GLD2-A-like. Gene Ontology annotation, molecular function: nucleotidyltransferase activity. Gene Ontology annotation, biological process: RNA 3'-end processing. NCBI's taxonomy places the organism in Eukaryota, Metazoa, Cnidaria, Anthozoa, Scleractinia, Merulinidae. The record is from RefSeq and is a predicted model, not a curated record.